AUGCGUGUCGCUCAACGCGUGGACCCACCCUGCCCUGAUUUUGCGCGGGACACGCAGAACCAGGCAGGGCAAUACGACGAGUACAUCGCCAACGUGGACAUCAGGACCGAGUACGUGGAUGACAAGAGCAACCACCAGAGGGUGAUCUACAAGUUCAGGCCCUACGUCUUCGAGGGCAUCGACACCAUCGAGAUCAAAAACGCGACCCUCAUGCCCCAGCGCGUGGUGGAUGACAUCAUCAAGACCUGCCUGCCGGGCCACGCCUACAAGGUGGAGAUUGGGCUCAUGGACAAGGUCCGAGAGAGGAUCGAGAAGUGGUACCAGGACCGCGGGCUGCCCUUCUGCUACGUGGGCUACUUUGAUGGGAUGGAGGAGGGAGUCCUGCGCGCCAACGUGAUAGAGGCCAAGAUCAAUGACGUCGCG
Molecule: messenger RNA, 423 nt
Organism: Monoraphidium neglectum
Lineage: Eukaryota; Viridiplantae; Chlorophyta; Chlorophyceae; Sphaeropleales; Selenastraceae
Product: chloroplast membrane translocon
Exons: 4
Source: RefSeq, a predicted model, not a curated record